GCCCGGGGAGAGAGAAAAAUGGGAAACAGCAUGCGAUCUACCCCGGCGCCUCCCGAGAGGCCUCUGCCUAGCCCAGAGGGACUGGACAGCGACUUCCUGGCUGUGCUGAGUGACUACCCGUCUCCUGACAUCAGCCCCCCGAUAUUCCGCCGUGGGGAGAAACUGCGUGUGAUUUCUGAUGAAGGGGGCUGGUGGAAAGCCAUUUCCCUUAGCACUGGUCGAGAGAGCUACAUUCCUGGAAUAUGUGUGGCUAGAGUUUACCACGGCUGGCUGUUUGAAGGGCUGGGCAGAGACAAAGCUGAGGAGCUGCUACAGCUGCCGGACACGAAGAUCGGCUCCUUCAUGAUCAGGGAGAGUGAGACCAAGAGAGGUUUUUAUUCGCUCUCGGUUAGACACCGGCAGGUGAAGCAUUACCGCAUCUUCCGUCUGCCAAACAACUGGUAUUACAUUUCCCCAAGGCUCACCUUCCAGUGCCUGGAGGACCUGGUGAACCACUAUUCUGAGGUGGCCGACGGCCUCUGCUGUGUGCUGACCACGCCCUGCCUCACUCAGACCACGGCUGCCCCGGCAGUGAGGGCCCCCGAUGCACCUGUCACCUUGCGCCAGAAGACCUUCGACUGGAAGAGGGCGUCCAGACGGCAAGAUGACCCGGAGGGGGCUGAGAACCCACUCAGUGUGGAUGAGUCCCUUUUCAGCUACGGCCUUCGGGAAAGCAUCGCCUCCUACCUGUCCCUGACCGGGGAUGACAGCACCUCCUUCGAUCGAAAGAAGAAAAGCGUCUCUUUGAUGUACAGUGGAAGCAAAAGAAAGAGCUCUUUCUUCUCGUCAACUCCGUACUUUGAAGACUAG
Messenger RNA from Lipotes vexillifer (Yangtze River dolphin), 849 nucleotides. RefSeq names its product Src like adaptor (gene SLA). The coding region runs from base 19 to 849 and encodes 276 amino acids. The record is from RefSeq and is a predicted model, not a curated record. Lineage: Eukaryota; Metazoa; Chordata; Mammalia; Artiodactyla; Lipotidae. Gene Ontology annotation, molecular function: protein binding. The transcript has 7 exons.